AUGAACUUUAGUAUUACAAGAAAUUCUCCAUCAUUAACUCAGAAAAUUGUAAGCCAGCUGAAAAUGAAGCAGGUUCCAGAGAUCCUUGGAAAUACCAAUGGGAAGACUCAGAAUUGUGAAGUCAAUCGGGAAUGUUCAGUGUUCCUCAGCAAAGCCCAGAUUUCUACUACUCUACCAGAGGGUGUCAUGCAAAAAUUUAAUGGCCACGAAGCUCUACCUUUCAUUCCAGCUGACAAAUUGAAAGAUCUGACCUCUCGUGUCUUCAAUGGGGAGUCUGGUGCCCAAGAUGCCAAACUGCGCUUUGAAUCCCAGGAAAUAAAGGGAAUUGGAACACCUCCUCACACUACUCCUAUUAAAAAUGGCUCUCCUGAGAUUAAACUGAAAAUCACCAAAACUUACAUGAAUGGAAAGCCUCUCUUUGAAUCUUCUAUUUGUGGAGACAAUGGUCCAGAUGUGUCCCAGUCAGAAGAAAAUGAACAAAAACUAGAAAACAAGUCAAGAAGGAAUAGGAAAAGGAGUAUAAAGUAUGAUUCCUUACUUGAACAGGGCCUUGUUGAAGCAGCUUUGGUGUCUAAGGCUUCAAGUCCCUCAGAAAAAAAGAUUCUGGCUAAGAGAGAGUCAUAUCCAAACAUCAACAAAGAAAAAGAUCAUUUGUUGAAGUACAAUGUUGGAGAUUUGGUAUGGUCAAAAGUUUCGGGUUAUCCUUGGUGGCCAUGUAUGGUUUCAGCAGAUCCUCUCCUUCACAGCUAUACCAAACUAAAAGGACAGAAAAAAAGUGCUCGCCAAUAUCAUGUACAGUUCUUUGGUGAUGCUCCAGAAAGAGCUUGGAUAUUUGAGAAGAGCCUCGUAUCAUUUGAAGGAGAAGAGCAAUUUGAAAAAUUAUGCCAGGAAAGUGCAAAACAGGCACCCACAAAAGCUGAGAAAAUCAAGCUAUUAAAACCUAUUUCAGGGAAAUUGAGGGCCCAAUGGGAAAUGGGUAUUAUUCAAGCAAAAGAAGCAGUGAGUAUGACGGUAGAAGAGCGGAAAGCCAAGUUUACCUUCGUCUAUGUUAGAGACCGACUUCAUCUUAAUCCUCAAGUAGCUAAGGAAGCUGGCAUUGCUGUUGACCCGUUAGAAGAAAUAGAAGAAUCUUCAGAUAUAAGUGAAGAAACUGCUCAAAAUCCAAAGCAUAAAGAUUUAGGUGUUCCUAUCAAGAGAAGGAGGAGAUCAAAAUUGCUGUCUUGUACUGAUAACCUGGAAAGUGAUUCAGGGCCUAAAAACAUUACUCCUCAAAGGGCAGCUGAACAGGCAGAUUCAAAAAGAGGAUUGGGCUCUCCUGUUGGUAGAAAGAAGGCUGCAGCAUCUACUCCAAGAAGCAGAAAGGGAGAUUCAGGGUCUCAGUUUUUGGUCUUCUGUCAGAAGCAUCGAGAUGAGGUAGUUGCUGAACAUCCAGAUGCUUCAUCUGAAGAGAUUGAAGAAUUGCUUGAAUCCCAGUGGAAUAUGCUUAAUGAAAAGCAGAAAGCUCGUUAUAACACAAAGUUUGCCAUAGUGACCUCUCCUAAAUCUGAAGAAGACUCUGGUAACUUACAUGGAAAAAAAAGAAACCAUACAAAGAGGACACAGCACCCUACAGAAGAUUUUGAAGUUCAGGAACCACCCAGGAAAAGACUCAGGAUGGAUAAGCACAGUAACCGGAAGAGGGAGACAAGCAAUGACAAAACAACCAAAACAAACUCUUCAAAGGUCACAGAAACCUCCUCUUCUCUAAAGAACCAGUCAGCCACAAAAAAUCUGUCUGAUGCAUGUAAACCACUGAAGAAGCGAAAUCGGGCUUCAGCAGCAGAAUCUUCAACUCUUGCAUUUAGCAAAAGUUCAUCUCCUUCAACUUCCUUAACUGAGAAUGAGAUCUCAGAUGGUCAAGGAGAUGAACCUUCAGAGUCCCCAUAUGAAAGUGCAGAUGAAACUCAAACUGAAAUAUCUAUAUCUUCCAAAAAGUCUGAGCGAGGAACCACAGCUAAAAAGGAAUACGUUUGUCAGCUUUGUGAGAAAUCUGGCAAUCUUCUACUUUGUGAGGGACCGUGUUAUGGAGCCUUUCAUUUAUCCUGCCUUGGGCUUUCUAGACGACCAGAAGGAAAAUUCAUUUGUAGUGAAUGUACUUCAGGGAUUCACUCGUGUUUUGUUUGUAAGGAGAAAAAAACAGAAGUGAAACGCUGUGUUGUAUCCCAGUGUGGAAAAUUUUACCAUGAAGCAUGUGUGAAAAAAUACCACCUUACUGUAUUUGAGAGCCGAGGAUUCCGUUGUCCCCUCCACAGCUGUGUAAGCUGUCAUGUAACAAAUCCUUCAAAUCCAAGAUCAUCAAAAGGGAAAAUGAUGCGAUGUGUUCGCUGUCCAGUUGCUUAUCAUGGAGGAGAUGGCUGUUUGGCUGCAGGGUGUUCUGUGAUUGCUUCCAACAACAUUGUUUGCACUAAUCAUUUUACUGCUCGGAAAGGAAAAAGUCAUCAUGCCCAUGUGAAUGUGAGCUGGUGCUUUGUGUGCUCAAAAGGGGGGAGCCUAUUAUGCUGUGAGUCAUGUCCAGCAGCAUUCCAUCCAGACUGUCUGAAUAUUGAAAUGCCGGAUGGCAGUUGGUAUUGCAAUGACUGCAGGGCUGGAAAAAAGCUUCAUUUUCAAGACAUCAUUUGGGUCAAACUUGGAAACUACAGAUGGUGGCCUGCAGAAGUUUGCCAUCCAAAAAAUGUUCCUCCAAAUAUUCAGAAAAUGAAGCAUGAGAUUGGAGAAUUUCCCGUGUUUUUCUUUGGGUCUAAAGAUUAUUACUGGACACAUCAGGCACGAGUCUUUCCCUAUAUGGAAGGAGAUCGGGGAAGCAGAUAUCAAGGAAUUAAAGGAAUUGGAAAAGUCUUCAAAAAUGCACUGCAAGAAGCUGAAGCUCGUUUUCGAGAAAUAAAGCUUCAGCGGGAAGCUAGGGAAACCCAGGAAAAUGAACGUAAACCUCCACCUUACAAACACAUUAAGGUGAAUAAACCUUGUGGAAAAGUUCAGAUAUAUACAGCUGAUAUUUCUGAAAUUCCCAAAUGCAACUGCAAGCCUACAGAUGAAAAUCCUUGUGGUUUUGACUCGGAGUGUUUAAAUCGGAUGUUAAUGUAUGAGUGCCACCCUCAAGUUUGUCCAGCAGGAGAGCAGUGCCAAAACCAGUGCUUUACCAAACGUCAGUACCCAGAGACAAAGAUCAUCAAAACCGAUGGCAAAGGCUGGGGCCUGGUUGCCAAGAGGGAUAUCAAAAAGGGAGAGUUUGUGAAUGAGUAUGUUGGUGAAUUAAUUGAUGAAGAAGAAUGUAUGGCAAGAAUCAAGUAUGCACAUGAAAAUGACAUCACACAUUUCUAUAUGCUUACUAUUGAUAAGGACCGGAUAAUUGAUGCUGGUCCCAAAGGAAACUAUUCUCGAUUCAUGAACCACAGCUGCCAGCCAAAUUGUGAGACUCUAAAAUGGACGGUCAAUGGAGACACACGUGUGGGAUUGUUUGCUGUGUGUGAUAUUCCUGCAGGGACAGAGCUGACUUUUAAUUACAACCUUGAUUGUCUGGGCAAUGAAAAAACUGUCUGUCGAUGUGGUGCCUCUAACUGUAGUGGAUUCCUUGGUGAUAGACCAAAGAACUCAGCUGCUCUUUCUUCAGAGGAAAAGGGCAAAAAGACCAAGAAAAAAACAAGGAGACGUAGAACAAAAGGUGAAGGAAAGAAAGAAUCUGAAGAUGAUUGUUUCCGUUGUGGUGAUGGAGGUCAGCUGGUACUAUGUGAUCGGAAAUGUUGUACUAAAGCUUAUCAUCUGUCUUGUCUAGAUUUGGUUAAACGUCCUUUUGGGAAAUGGGAAUGCCCUUGGCAUCAUUGUGAUGUAUGUGGCAAACCAUCAGUUUCUUUUUGCCAUUUCUGCCCAAAUUCCUUUUGCAAGGAACACCAAGAUGGGACAGUCUUCAGCACCACACAAGAUGGACGGUUAUGCUGCUCUGAACAUGACUUUGGAGUGGAGUCUAUUAGAAACCCAAAGACUGAGAAACCCUUCCCAGAACCAACCAAGUUGAAGCCCAAGAGAAAGAAAAGGAGGUGUUGGAGGAGAAAAACAGAGUGCAAAUAGUGACAGACUUCAGGGGUUUUAUGUGUUUGUGAGUGGUUUUUUUUUUGUUUGUUUUUAACUGCCAACACUAUCUUGUAGAUACAAGGGUCUAUCUUGUGAAUAGGGUCAACGAAGGACACAGUUUUACAU
Gracilinanus agilis (Agile Gracile Mouse Opossum) is the source of this 4230-nucleotide messenger RNA. It is a transcript of the gene NSD2, whose product is annotated as nuclear receptor binding SET domain protein 2. The coding region runs from base 1 to 4101 and encodes 1366 amino acids. Gene Ontology annotation, cellular component: nucleus; chromatin. Gene Ontology annotation, molecular function: histone H3K36 methyltransferase activity. Lineage: Eukaryota; Metazoa; Chordata; Mammalia; Didelphimorphia; Didelphidae. The record is from RefSeq and is a predicted model, not a curated record. The transcript is spliced from 21 exons. Gene Ontology annotation, biological process: regulation of DNA-templated transcription.